Molecule: messenger RNA, 1002 nt
Organism: Aspergillus clavatus NRRL 1
Lineage: Eukaryota; Fungi; Ascomycota; Eurotiomycetes; Eurotiales; Aspergillaceae
Product: alpha/beta fold hydrolase
Exons: 3
Coding region: 1-1002 (333 amino acids)
Molecular function (GO): catalytic activity
Source: RefSeq, a predicted model, not a curated record
AUGGCAAGCAUCGCAUUUCCCAGCCUCGCUAAACACCAUACCCUCUCGACAUCCCAUACAUAUAACUACGUCUACCAAGCUCCAGCAUCUUCAUCUCACACAUCGAUCCUCUUCCUCCAUGGGUUCCCCUCUUCCUGCUACGACUGGCGUCAUCAGAUCAGCUACUUCACCGACAAAGGAUAUGGAGUCCUAGCACCCGACCUGCUGGGGUACGGCGGUACCUCGAAACCCGCAGCGACGGAGAAGUACAAGCUCAAGAGCAUGGCAGCAGAGAUCGUCGAGCUCCUGGAUCACGAGGGCCUGGCUCGCGUGCACAUCGUCGCUCACGAUAUGGGCUGUAACCUCCUCUCGCGGCUAGCGGACUAUUUCCCUGACCGUCUGCUGUCGGGUACAUUCGUGGAUGUCCCAUAUUCGAAGCCCGGGGAGCAUUUCGAUCUGGACAUGGUGAACAUGUUCACAAAGACGCUGCUGGGCUAUGAGCGGUUUGGCUAUCUCGAGUUCUUCGUCGAGGAUGGAGCUGGUGAUAUUCUAGAUCAGCAUGCUGACUCCUUCUUCACGCUGUUCUACCCUGAUAGUCCAGACUUAUGGGUUGAGAAUGUCGGUCCGGUAGGUGCCAUGAAGUUGUGGCUCCUCGACGAUCGAAAGGCGUCUUUGGCGUGCUAUGUUAGUGAUGAGGAGCGACUCAUGCAUAACAAGAUCCUGCAAGGUCACUACAACCCAGCACUCAAUUGGUACCGUACUCUGGUCUGGAACAUGAACAAGGAGGACGAAAUUCAGGCAGAUUUCAAGCAGAUCCUGAAGAUGCCGGUCCUGAUGGUUGGCCCGCAACCUAAUAAACUUGAAAUGCCAGGGUUCUUCGAGCAGAUGAAGCAGUCUGUGGAAGACCUGAUAAUCAAGAGGGUCAGCACGAGAGGCCACUGGAUUCAAUUGGAAGCAAGAGAUGAGCUCAAUACGAUGCUUGAGGAAUUCUUUGCGUGUCGUGACCCUAAUGGCAAAACAUAG